GGCAGCACCUAGUGUGUCUGCAUGCUUUCGUCUGUUAAUUCAGUGAUUUGAGAAGCAAAAGGACUCAUCACAUUUCACUGUAAACACAAGUCCUUUAGUGUAUUGGAAACUCCAGAAACUGUACUUAUUCCAAUUCAGCCGUGUUUUGAGUGGAUCCACGUGAGGCAUCUAUCAGGCCUGGUUGGACCCCAUUCUACUGCUCUGUAAAUUACUCCUCUCCUGCCUUCGCCCCUGGGCCAUGUUACAUCAGAGUGUAGCAGCUACAGUAUGAGCGUAACUCCAUCCACCGCACUGGACAGCCAGGUGAACACUACCUGGGGCCCAUCUAACUCCUAUCCUGAUGUUCCAAUGAUGAUGUCUGGAUACACAAGUCGCCUGUGGUCUCGUGACUCCCAGCCUCAGUUCUGGACAAAGUACCAGGUGUGGGAGUGGCUGCAACAGGUCAUGGACAUGCACCAGAUUGAUGCCUCCAACAUUCCCUUCCAAAACUUUGAUAUGGACGGCCAUCAGCUCUGCAGUCUGAGCUACCAGGACUUCAUCCGUGCUGCAGGCAGCGUGGGACCCAUUCUCUUCCACAGCAUCACAGAACUCAAGUGGGGCGGUCAGUACCAUGUGGAAAUAGGGCAACUGGAACUCAAACCAGAAUUAGACUUCUCCUGUCCAUUUCCAGAUGUCAGCUAUCCACCUGGAGAAAUCUAUGAUCCCUCAAUUCACCCCCUUGCACCUGUUGCUUCUCCAACCCCGUCUAGCCCUGAUAUCAAAAGGUCUUUCAGCCGUCCUCAUCAGGUCAAAAAGCAUAACCCAAGAGGGACCCACUUGUGGGAGUUCAUCAGGGACAUUCUGCUGAACCCAGAGCGAAACCCAGGACUGAUCAAGUGGGAGGAUCGAACAGAGGGGGUUUUUCGUUUCCUUAAGUCAGAGGCGGUGGCACAGCUAUGGGGCAAGAAGAAGAAUAACAGUAGCAUGACCUACGAGAAACUAAGUCGGGCAAUGAGAUAUUACUACAAAAGAGAAAUCCUAGAGCGAGUAGACGGACGCAGACUCGUUUACAAGUUUGGAAGGAAUGCAAGAGGAUGGAGGGAGUCAGAGAAGUGACAAUUUCAUUAAUUUAUGUUUUCUUUGGUUGCUGUAUUCAAAUGUGAUGUUUUAUUGUAGUUGUCAAUGACCGUUUUUUUGCUAAACAUUUGUUUGAACUGUUUACACGUUGUUGGUAAUUGUUAUUUUUCUUUAAAUUCAUCCUUUUGUUGUGACACUGCACUGAAAUGUUCUUUAUUGUGCCUUAAUAUCAUGCCCACAUGACAGCAGUCAAACCUGUGUUUACAUAAGAACCCACUGGAAAAA
Messenger RNA from Larimichthys crocea (large yellow croaker), 1341 nucleotides. RefSeq names its product ets homologous factor (gene ehf). NCBI's taxonomy places the organism in Eukaryota, Metazoa, Chordata, Actinopteri, Sciaenidae. Gene Ontology annotation, cellular component: nucleus. The coding region runs from base 268 to 1095 and encodes 275 amino acids. Gene Ontology annotation, biological process: regulation of transcription by RNA polymerase II; cell differentiation. The record is from RefSeq and is a predicted model, not a curated record. Gene Ontology annotation, molecular function: DNA-binding transcription factor activity, RNA polymerase II-specific; sequence-specific DNA binding. The transcript is spliced from 9 exons.